GAUGGCAGACGGCUAUUGGAAGUUAAGAGGAAUAUUGUCUUCUAAUCGAAAUAAUUGAUUUCCCACUGUGAUUUCGCUAAGUUAAUUAAGUCAAUUUUAAAUACAUUCAUCACACAUCAAUACACAAUCAUGUAUACGAGGACCAUCGCUCUACUUGCUCUCUUAUGUACCAUUGCAACUGGACUUCCUGUCGAAAGCAGUGAUGGAGAAACGAGACAAUUUAAUUACCGUUUGCCAAAUGACACGGUACCUAUACACUACGACCUUAAACUUAUACCAGACAUCAGUGAAGCGUUUUCGUUCGACGGCCAAGUCGCGAUAAAAGUGAAAAUUCUUCAACCAACGGAGGAGAUAAAGCUUCAUACUGUCGAAUUGAUCUUGGAUGAAAAUGCAACGCGUUUAUUCGACGAAAAUAACAACGCUUUCACGCCGAAAUGGUAUAGUUACAACAAUCAAACGGAAAUUUCAACGAUGUACUUUGGUGGUCCUCUACAAGUGGGGGUAUACAUCUUGAGCUUGCAAUUUUCGGGAAUAAUACACGACGAUUUGUUUGGUUUCUUCAAAAGCAGCUAUGUGGAUGGCAAACGAAACGAGGUGUGGCUGGCUGCAACUCAGUUCGAGCCAACAUAUGCUCGUAAAGUGUUUCCAUGCUGGGACGAGCCAGCUUUAAAGGCAACUUUCGACAUCUCGAUAAAACAUUAUCCCGACUACACAGCCAUAUCGAAUAUGCCUAUUCGUGAGAAGUCGAAGAUCGACGAGACAGGUAAAAUAUGGACCCAUUUCGAGAGUACACCGGUGAUGUCGACCUAUUUGGUAGCAUUUGUAAUCGCGAACUUCGCCAAGAUCUCAAAUGCCGAUGGUACGAUUAACGUUUGGAGCAGAGAGGAUAUGGUUCCCCAUUUGGAGCUAGCUCGCGAGGUCGCUCAGAAGGCUCAGAAGGAAUUGGAACAUUACACUAAUAGUACUAUCCGCGUACCGAAGAUGGAUCACGUGAUCCUUCCACAACACCCUACAGAUGCUAUGGAAAAUUGGGGAAUAAUAACGUAUUCAGAGUCAACGUUCCUGUACGUAAAAGAUGAAAUCUCAAUGCUACAGAAAUAUCUUGUAUACGAAACGGUGAUCCACGAGCUAGCGCACCAAUGGUUUGGAAAUCUAGUCAGUCCAUCUUGGUGGUCCCAGGUUUGGCUGACAGAAGGUUUCGCUUCGUACCUCGAAGACUACAUCCUGAACAAAAUUUGCAAAGGCUGCAGAGCUGUGGAGUAUUUUGUCGUUAGUGUCGUCCAAGAGUCGCUUUCCAUCGAUACCCAACUGUUCGCGACCCCUAUCGAAACGAAUAUCGAGACGCCCACGGAAAGUCGGAAAAUUUUCACUAACGUUCUUUACCAAAAAGCACCUUCUAUCUUGCACAUGUUGUCCAAUAUCAUCACUCCAGAAGUCUUUCAAUCUGGUACCAUCAAAUUUUUGAAUACACAUGAAUACGACUCUGCUAAUUCAGACAACCUGUGGGAAGCACUACAGAGUACACUAGAUAAGUCAGACGUACCACACGGUGACUUCCAAGUGAAACAAGUGAUGGACUUUUGGAUCAAAAGGAAAAGGUACCCUUUGGUGUACGUGAAUCGAAAUUAUUCUACUGGCACGGUGACCAUUACUCAGAAAGAUUUUGGAUUAGUCGACGUGCACGAGAAUAAUGACACGGAUAAUUACGAAGACAAAAACGAAGAGUACGAAUGGUGGGUACCAAUAAAUUAUGCGACAAAGGGAAAUCCGGAUUUCUCGGAUACCAGGCCCACUCACUGGUUGAAGCCACAGAAAAACUUAAUCAUCGAUGGAAUUAAUCCAGACGAUUGGGUUAUAAUAAAUAAACAGCAAAGUGGCUACUACAGAGUAACCUACGAUGAAGUCAAUUGGAAAAGGAUCAGCGCGUACCUUAAAUCCGAGAACUUCACCGACAUCCAUGUGCUGAAUCGUGCUCAGAUCAUCAGUGACGUCACUAGCUUAUCUUAUUACAAGCAUAUAGAUCCACUGAUAUUCUUAGAUGUAAUAACUUACUUGUGUCAAGAAACGGAUUAUAUUCCUUGGUAUCCCAUGUUUAGCUUUAUUAGGUAUAUAAAAAGUACUUUGGACGUUCCGUCAGCUAGCCGGAUCAAGGAAUUCGUAUUGGAUAUCAUGGACAAUUUAAUCAAAGACGUAGGCUUCGACGAACACCGUGACGAGGAGCCUUUGGAUAAAAUCAAGAGAUCACAAACUCUCCAAAUAGCUUGUGACCUUGGCCACCUGGGAUGCAGGCAAAUAGCCGCUGUGAAGUUUAUGGAAAACUAUAAAAACCCGAAGACGAAUAAGAUCUCGCCAGACCUGAAAUUAUGGAUCAACAUGAAUGGUAUGAAAUUGUUGAACGAGUCAGAUUGGAACAUGGUGUUCGAGUCGUGUAUGAAAAAUCCAUCUAAGGAGGUGCUCUGUGCACUGAGUACUACAAGUAAUCCAGCACUUCUCGAGAAAUACUUACACGCAGCGAUAUCGAACGACACGAAUAUCUCAGAAGAGUACAGGACGAUAAUGCUCACCGAAGGGUUGGACAUUUCUCGAUUGACACCUCCUCUCGCGGACGUUGUGAUCAACGUCUUCACGGAACACUGGGAUGAAGUAAUUAAACGUUCACAGUAUGCCAUUUAUGACAUGCGCGAUAUCUUCUUUAACAUUUACAGCGAAGAUCAAGUGACGAAGGCAAAAGAGUUUUGUCAAAUAGUUAGCGAUGAAAAGUGCAUGUCACCGAAAUUUUGGGAGAUCAGAAUGAAACGAAUUAAUUCUUACGAGGAUAGGGUUAAUCAGUGGUUACAGUUGCUGAAUAAUCGUGUGGAUGUAUUAUUUCCGAAAACUUGUUUUACAAAUGUUGCAAAUGCUUUGUAA
Messenger RNA from Eufriesea mexicana, 2907 nucleotides. RefSeq names its product aminopeptidase N-like. Gene Ontology annotation, molecular function: peptide binding; zinc ion binding; metalloaminopeptidase activity. Lineage: Eukaryota; Metazoa; Arthropoda; Insecta; Hymenoptera; Apidae. Gene Ontology annotation, cellular component: membrane; cytoplasm. Bases 130 to 2907 code for a protein of 925 amino acids. Gene Ontology annotation, biological process: proteolysis; peptide catabolic process. The record is from RefSeq and is a predicted model, not a curated record. The transcript has 12 exons.